AUGACUACGAGAGUAAGAUGGAGUUCCAUGCCUAGGGUUCCAACAGUACAAGAUGAGGAGGAUAGUGACUGGAUGGAGAAUGGAUCUGAGGAUACUGAUGGGUCUCUUUCUGCAGACGAGGAUGCUGAUGGAGAAGAUUGUAGAAAAAGGGGUCCUAACCAUGGUAGUAAUGUUUUUGCGGAUGAAUCUGGUAGAAUUUCUUUAACCAUGGGAGGCAAUAGGUGGAAGCACAUGUAUUCACCAGCUGCUUUGCUGGCUAGCAGAUUCAUUCCUAUCUCGGUUAUGUAUUUUCAGUUCUUCUUGCAGAUUCAUUACUAUCUUGACAUCACGUGA
Messenger RNA from Fraxinus pennsylvanica, 333 nucleotides. The record is from the annotation of a GenBank genome assembly. NCBI's taxonomy places the organism in Eukaryota, Viridiplantae, Streptophyta, Magnoliopsida, Lamiales, Oleaceae.